Messenger RNA from Pangasianodon hypophthalmus (striped catfish), 7736 nucleotides. RefSeq names its product leukocyte receptor tyrosine kinase (gene ltk). The transcript has 29 exons. Gene Ontology annotation, molecular function: ATP binding; protein binding; transmembrane receptor protein tyrosine kinase activity. The record is from RefSeq and is a predicted model, not a curated record. Lineage: Eukaryota; Metazoa; Chordata; Actinopteri; Siluriformes; Pangasiidae. Gene Ontology annotation, cellular component: signaling receptor complex; membrane. Gene Ontology annotation, biological process: regulation of neuron differentiation; positive regulation of kinase activity; cell surface receptor protein tyrosine kinase signaling pathway. The coding region runs from base 224 to 4750 and encodes 1508 amino acids.
GGGAACCUCUGAGUGAGAGAUAUAGAGAUAAACAGGGUCGAGUAGCAGUCAGUCAGUCGCGCGCGCGCUGCUGCAGCAUCAGUAUUAUAAUGAAUGAGAGCAAGGAGCUGUAAGACAAGAGCAGCUCUGAAAGUGGAUGCACAUUCAUUUCUUUUUAAAUCAUCAGCAACAAAAAGAGGCUAAAGAUUAGCAUUUUAUUUCCAGGAUUCUUUACGAAGCAGCCAUGGAAUAUCCAGCUGGACAAACUUCACUGACAUUAAUGUUGCUCAUUUUAACAGUGAUCAGGAUCAGUCAUGCUCUCUUGGAUAGAACUGUAGAGCCAAGUUUUCCAUUGCAGUUAAAUUCUCAUCACUCAAGCCCAGCAAGCCAAGCCAUUACCUCCUGCGAUUUUGAAUCUCCUUGUUCCUGGAGCGUGUCCAAUCACAGCACUCGUGGAGACUGGUAUGUCACAUCACCUCAGCAGCACUGGGCCGGCCAACGGGGUGUCCAACCAAUCACGGAUCACUCCACUGGAGAUUCUAAGGGCCACUUCCUGGUUCUGAGGCCUGGCUCUGUCCUGUGGGCUUCUGGGAGUUGCACAUUCCAUAUUGCUAGUCCUGUAGUGCGAAACAGUGGCCCACAGUGUCGGCUUCGUUUGGCUUGCUUCCAGCCAGAACCGAGAAUGGGAAACUUGUCUGUCUCCAUGAAACUCACGGAUUCUGCUGUCAUCAACUCACUGACUUCUGUCCGCAGGGAAAAAGCUGGCAUUAGGGCAUCUUGGGAGGUUUUGGAGGCGUCAAUAGGGAAAAUGGAUGAGCCCUUCCAGGUGACAGUGCAGUACACUUCUUGUAGUGGUCACGAUCUUGGACUAUUGGCCAUUGAUUCAUUGGAGCUGAAGGACUGUACCGUGGAAAGCAGAGAAUUGAAGGAGAUAGCUCCAGAUUGUGGGGAGAAUUCAGCUGUUCGCUGUAAUUUGGGCGGCUGUAUAGAUAAAAGCAAAGUGUGCGAUUUCCACAGUGAUUGCCCUCUAGGCGAGGAUGAAGGAUUCAUUUGUGAUACAUUGCCAUCGGGGUCAUACUGUUCAUUUGAGUUAGGCUCCUGUGGGUGGACAGUCUCUGAUACACAGACUUCUUGGAACCUGUCCAGUGGAGAACAACUAUCCAGAAGUACUGACCUAUUAGGAACAACACUCCAAAAUACUCAAGGACACUUCCUGUUCCUGAAGGUCAGAGGAAAUGCUAAUGGAAAUGAAGCAUCAAUUUACAGCCCAGCUCUUCCUGUGACUCUGCCUAGGCAAGAUUGUCAGUUGCACUUCUCCCUGUAUUUGUAUGGGGAUUUUAAUGGCACGGUGCGUCUGUCGGUGGUAGAGAAUGGUACUUCAGUGACCCCUUUAGUGUGGGAGAGGGCUGGACAUUGGAAGGACAACUGGCAGGAUGUCACUCUACAGAUCGCUGACCUCCGAAACGGGUUCCAUCUGAAAGUGCAAGCCCUGUGGGCUGCUGACUCAGAAGCUGACAUUGCGCUGGAUGAUAUUUCUUUAAGUGCAACGUGUUUUGACACAGAUCUAAAAGCUCCGCUUCUUGGCCGUCAAAAUGAUUUGGACGCUAUCAGCCAGUUAGACUUCCCGAGUCCUCUUCCUGAGCCUUCUGCCUCAGAGGUGUCUCAGAUGACAUGGUGGUUCACCUCAUGUGGGGCCAGUGGACCUCGGGGCCCUACUCAAGCGCAGUGUGACAGUGCCUAUCGCAACACCAACGUUAGUGUGCUGGUGGGAAAAGAAGGCCCUCUCAGAGGUGUUCAGAUGUGGAAAGUGCCUGCUACCAACAGAUACAAGAUCUCAGCAUAUGGAGCUGCAGGCGGCAAAGGAGCAAAAAACCAUAACAAACGCUCGCAUGGUGUCAUCAUUUCAGCCAUCUUCACGCUGGAGAAAGGAGACAUCCUAUACCUCCUGAUUGGUCACCAGGGGGAAGACGCUUGCCCAGGGAGGAACCCUCUGACUCACAAGAUCUGUCUAGGUGAGUCAUCUGUGAUUGAAGACAGGUUUGAAGGUGACGGAUCUGCUACAGAAUGGGCCGGGGGUGGAGGCGGUGGUGGGGGCGCCACAUUCAUUUUCCACAUGGAGAAUGGGGAGCUGGUGCCUCUGCUGAUAGCAGCAGGUGGAGGAGGAAAGGCGUAUCUGGAGGACCCUGAGAGCACUUUGGACCAGAUCCCUCUGGAACAGUAUGAGAACGACACGGAGGCCUCUGGGGUCAACGGCAGAACUGGCGCAGCAGGAGGGGGAGGUGGUUGGAAAGAUACCACAACUCACCUGUGGGCAGGAAAAUCUCUGUUUGAAGGGGCAGAAGGUGGCUCACCUUGCCCCCAGGCCCUGUCUAAACUUAGCUGGGCGACGUUCGGAGGGUUUGGAGGAGGAGGAGGAUCCUGUACUGCUGGAGGAGGUGGUGGAGGAUACAGAGGUGGUGAUGUGUCCCAUGCUGAUGACCUCACAGCAGAUGGACAGGAUGGCAUUUCUUUUGUCCAUCCCUCAGGAGAGUUAUUUCUGCAGCCUCUGGCAGCCAUGGAGAGUCAUGGGGAAGCUGAAAUUGAAGUGCACCUGAACUGCAGCCACUGCCAGACUCAGAGCUGUAAACGUGAUAAAGAUAGCAGGUUCAUCAUCUGCCUGUGUCAUAACGACGAGAUUCUUGCUCCAGACAAUGUCAGCUGUAUAGCAGAAACACAGGGUUCCAUGGUCGCUGGACACCCGUCCUUGUCUCUGAUAGUGGCGGUGGUGGCGUCCGCUGUGGUGACGGGUCUUGUGUUGACCUGUGCUUGCCUCAUUCUCAUGUAUUACCGCAAGAAGAACCACCUCCAUGCGGUCCGGGUAUGUUUGCAGAGCCCCGAACACAAGCUGAGCAAGAUUCGCUCCUCCAUCAUCAUGACCGACUACAACCCCAACUAUUGCUUCGCUGGUAAAGCUGCAGCACUGUGUGAGCUGAAGGAGGUUCCACGCAAAAACAUCACCCUCCUCAGGGCUUUAGGGCACGGUGCUUUUGGGGAAGUGUAUGAAGGUCAGGUUCUGGGUAUGAAUGGAGACAACACUGCCAUGCAGGUUGCUAUUAAGACUCUUCCGGAAAUCUGUUCUGAGCAAGAUGAGAUGGAUUUCCUCAUGGAGGCACUAAUUAUGAGUAAGUUCAACCAUCAGAACAUAGUGCGUUGUAUUGGAGUUAGUCUUCAGAUCCUGCCCAGAUUUAUUCUUCUGGAGCUCAUGACUGGAGGAGACUUGAAGAGCUUUCUGAGACAGAACCGCCCCAGAGCUAAUCAGCCCUCCUCUCUGACUAUGCUGGAGCUGCUGCACAUGGCCAGAGACAUUGCAUUCGGCUGCCGAUACUUGGAGGAGAACCACUUCAUUCAUAGAGACAUCGCUGCUCGGAACUGCCUUUUGACUUGUCCUGGUCCAGAGAGAGUAGCCAAAAUUGGAGAUUUUGGAAUGGCUCGUGACAUAUACAGGGCCAGUUAUUACAGGAAGGGUGGUCGUGCCAUGCUACCAGUGAAAUGGAUGCCGCCUGAAGCCUUCCUAGAGGGCAUUUUCACUUGCAAGACUGAUACAUGGUCAUUUGGUGUACUGCUGUGGGAGAUUUUCUCCCUGGGCUACAUGCCUUACCCCUGUAAGACCAAUCAGGAGGUGCUGGAAUAUGUGACGAGUGGAGGACGCAUGGAUCCACCUAAGAACUGCCCGGGACCAGUUUACCGGAUUAUGACACAGUGUUGGCAACACUGCCCAGAACAUCGACCAAACUUCUCAGCUAUUUUAGAGAGGAUCAACUAUUGUACUCAGGACCCUGAUGUUAUAAAUACGCCCCUUCCAGUGGAGUAUGGGCCAACUGUGGAUGAAGAGAGCAGCACUGUGAUUCGUCCAGUAGCAUCUGGCAGCAUGACUCCUCUUCUAGUCACCCGAUCACUGGAUGCGCCUGUGCAGCCGGCAAUCUUUACUCCCCUCCCUCAGGUCCAGAAACCCCGACUGCUGUUACAGCGGCCAACCCAAAUGCCUCAGGAGGUGGCCACACGUGAAACUUUGGACUCUUUUUGGGCUGAGCCACCUUCUGCUCCUGGAGCCUGCUCGAGCUCCUGGCUGCAGGUCCCAGAGCACCAACCAUGCUCCAGAUCUAGCUCCACCUCAGGAAGCCAAAAGCUAAAGAACAACACCAAGAAUCUCUGGAACCCCACUUAUGGUUCAUGGAUUCUGGAGAGCUUUGGGAGGACAGCCCUUUCCCACACCCAAUCCGUGCCUUUGUCCUGUACCACCACUGCGCCGUCUCAUUUUACCUCAACCUCAGAGCAUAACGACUCUGGAACUGAAGCUAAUGUGUCACCAUGCUCUAAUUCAUCACCAGCUCCCUCUCAGAUGAGCUCCAGUCCUCCAGGACCUUUGAGUCUCACUUCACGAAAAGGGCUGGCGGGGGCUGUAGGGGGCUCACUUGCUGCUGUCAUGGACUUGGCUAAGCUCCAGAGCUUCCCUUGUGGCAAUGUAAAUUAUGCGUACGAUGAACAGAGCUAUGAAGCUGAGAGUCUACCCUUGGUAGUUGCCAGGUCACCAAAACCCAGCAGUAGUUCUGCAGCUAGCUCCUCUCUAACAGCACUGGGCCUGGCUUUCUCCGGUACCCACAAACCAUUGGUCAAGCGUCAUGCCAGCUAUGGACAUGAAGAUGUCAGGAGGCAUACCAAGCCAGAGAAACCCACAAGGGACCGAGACUCAGGCUUCUCAUUGUCGGAAGAUCUUAGUGUUACUCCUGUGUAGCACUUUCAGAUGAUGAACUAAUGCCAGAUAUAAUACUGAAAAACAAUGUAGCUCACUUCAUUCAGGUUGCCUCGUCUAGAACUAUAUAAAUUGCGAGGCCAGCGACACUCUUGUGGGUCCAAAGUAACAGAAAACAAGAUGAAGACCAUUCCAUUUUUCAUUUUGUGUGAACAAAUAUUAUGGCAUCAGUAUUGAAUGAAUGGGUAAUUCAACACAAGCAUCUUGUGCAUAUAUUACAGAAAAGUUAAAAACAUAACUGGAGGGCAUUACUUCCACUCUGAUUAGUGACAUCUUUAAUCAACACCCCUACACACAAACUACACAGAAUGCGUGCUCAGCAAUUCUUACGUGCAUUUUUUUCCACAAAUCUGUCUCUGUGUGGCGUGAGUGGCAUCGUAUUACAGACCAGUGGGUCUAUUGCGAAGGUCAAAAUAUCUAGGCUAUUAUGAGUUUUUCCUUUAAUCAUGAGCUAAGUGAGAAUUUGGGCAUUUUUUCAGUUUAUGUGAAACUGUACACGAACAGUAACCCGAACUUAGCUAUUUCCUGUUCCCUAACAAUUUAAGGAACAUUGUAUUCAGCUUCUGUUUAGUUUUAAUUGUUUUCCAUAGUAGAUUCUGCUUUGUUUUCCUGGGUGAGUUUUAUGGCCCCUGAUAAGUUAAUGCACUGUCUUCCUCACUGUGGACAAUUCUUAAGGACAGUGUCCAUUCACUAGGCUGUCCUUGGGUCUCCUGUCUACUCAUGGGGUUUUUGAAUCAUUCACAUGUUCCUCUUUAUGGCACCCUGGUGGUAUAUACAGCAUGCAGAAGAAUUCAGGGCUACACUGCUUAGACAAGCAGUCUGAAUGUUAAGACUGGUGUUAAUACUGGUGCCAUGGUUUUGAUGAGUAUGUUUUGAUGCAACCUAUAAUACUUGGAGAAAUCAGAAUAAUAAAUUUACUUAUUUUCUUCUGUCUCCAAACCACUAACCACUUUCUGUCACCUAUACUCAUAUCAGGAUUUGUGGAUAUUAAUACAUGUGAAAGAGACCGUGCUACCUAGCUGGCUGGAGCAGUAGCUAGUAUUUUAGAAAAAUGGACUUUUAUGUCUUGUCAUUGGCGUCUCUGUUAUACGGCAUGUAACGUCCAGUUAUACAGAGCAGGAGUGCACUAAAUUAGUUUAUUCCAGAUGGGAGGCCAUUCUAACAAGGUUGUUAAGAAAUUUUGAGCGGAGUUAGAGGUUGACAGCCCCACAAGCUUGCCUCUGCUGUGACCAUUUGUGUGAUUCUUAUGUUUGUUUUUUUGUGAUUUUGUAAUUUUCUAUAACUGAGAUUACUCUGUUUGCUAGAAGGAAGAACUGUGCGCUGCUGGAGAAGAGAAAUGAGGUUGCUAUUGUAGAGAUAAAUGAUAUGAAAUAUGAGUGAACGUUUUCAAGCAGGUAGCUUUCUGUGGGUACUUUUAAAGCUGAUAGCAAGUCCUUUACUCCUUUGUGUCUUUAACCAUUUACACUGGAUCUAACACUGUGAAAGAUAUUUUGAUGAAUAUAUUUUGAAGAACCAGCAUUAGAUAUGGAUUCAUGUCUAGACAAGGAUCUCUUAGAGGGCUCUGGAAUAAGUGCUUUUUAUUAUAACAGCAAGAGACGCAGAAUGGUCAAAGGCAGAUAUUGAGUUUCUCAAGGAGGAGCAGUUUUCUAAAUACGCCAAUCAACUUUUUUGUUAGAGAAACAGUACAAUUUUUAAAUUGGUAGGUCUUUGAUAAGACUGAAAAUAACUACAAAAAAUGGCAAGAAAACUCAAAAAUAGAUCAUUCCAAAUCCUACCAAGAAGGUGUAAAACCCCUGAACCACUGGAAUCGUCCUGAGCUGUUUAAUCAACUUUCAAAUGAAAAAUACCUCUAAUGGGAAUUGUUAAACUUGUCAAUAGUGCCAAAUCCUCAAGAAUUUUGACUGGAUGCCAUGUUUCAUUCUGUUUUUUUUGUCUGGAUUUGUCGAAAGCUGACAGUUUGUUAAACAAAGUGUUAGUGUUUCAUUGUACGGUUGUGAGAGUGAACAAGUGGGGGAACAUAACAUGUAAGGACUUGCUCCAGGAUAAUGUGAGACAUUGAUGCCAGCGAUAAAUUUCUACACAUAAUGCAUUCUUAUGGUUUUAUAUAUUAUUAAAAAUUAACAAUAUGAUAUUGCUAUGUAAAGUUUUUAUGUUUAUGGUAGUUUUAUGUUAUGUAUAUUUUGUUGGUUAGGUAUUAUAGCUAAGACAGCUAAGUGUGGGGGUAACUACUUAUUAGGCGUGCUGUUGUUUUGUUGCAUUUUACAUUCUGAACUGCCAUUUAAAGUUGAUUUUCUUCUUGGCACAACCUCAGAUUAUACGUUGAACCUUACCUUGACCUUUUAUAUUUGCAAAGUGGAGUUUUUCAUACCUCGUCAUUCUCGUUAUCUCUGUCAUUGAAGAAACAAAUUCUUUUGAAUCGAUGCAUAGAAUAAGCUUCUUUUAACCAGAAAAAAGAAGUGAUAUAUAUAUUAAUUUAUAUCUAAAUGAAUAUUUUACUCUGGACUAACAAUUACAAAUAUGUAGCUAUAUAUUAUUUAACCUCAUGUGUACUCUGUUGUUUGUUUGUUUGUUUAACUUUUUUGAUUAUUGAGACUUUAUCACUGCCAAUGGGCUGCAUAAAUACCUACUGUUUAUGCAGGGAGCUGCAUCAUCUUCAAUAACCACAAGGGGGAGCAAUGGAUUUUGUUGAAGUGUCUGUUGCUUUGGAAUCUGGGAAAAUGCUAUUUCUACUGGACAUAAUAGUGUUGAUUUAUCUGAGUAACUCCAAACCUCAAAUAAAAAAACAUAUUUGACUAUAGUUCUGACUAUGAAUUUGAUACAUGCAGGAACAUUAUAACGGUGCCUCAAGCGGGUAUAUGAAACAAUCCAAAAUUAUACACUGAUUUCUCUCCAAGUCAUUCCUAUAUGACAAUUUCCUUCUGAGAAUUACAGUGAUAUUGCUUUUUUACAUGUCACACUUCAUCCACUU